GCGGCGGCGGCGAGAUCUGGGCUCGGGUUGAGGAGUUGGUAUUUGUGUGGAAGGAGGCGGAGGCGCAGGAGGAAGGGGGAAGCGGAGCGCCGGCCCGGAGGGCGGGAGGAGGCGCGGCCAGGGCGGGCGGUUGCGGCAAGGCGAGGCGGGGAGCCGAGACGAGCAGCGGCCGAGCGAGCGCGGGCGCGGGCGCACCGAGGCGAGGGAGGCGGGGAAGCCCCGCCGCCGCCGCGGCGCCCGCCCCUUCCCCCGCCGCCCGCCCCCUCUCCCCCCGCCCGCUCGCCGCCUUCCUCCCUCUGCCUUCCUUCCCCACGGCCGGCCGCCUCCUCGCCCGCCCGCCCGCAGCCGAGGAGCCGAGGCCGCCGCGGCCGUGGCGGCGGAGCCCUCAGCCAUGGCCUCGGGCGACACCCUCUACAUCGCCACGGACGGCUCGGAGAUGCCGGCCGAGAUCGUGGAGCUGCACGAGAUCGAGGUGGAGACCAUCCCGGUGGAGACCAUCGAGACCACAGUGGUGGGCGAAGAGGAGGAGGAGGACGACGACGACGAGGACGGCGGCGGUGGCGACCACGGCGGCGGGGGCGGCCACGGGCACGCCGGCCACCACCACCACCACCAUCACCACCACCACCACCCGCCCAUGAUCGCUCUGCAGCCGCUGGUCACCGACGACCCGACCCAGGUGCACCACCACCAGGAGGUGAUCCUGGUGCAGACGCGCGAGGAGGUGGUGGGCGGCGACGACUCGGACGGGUUGCGCGCCGAGGACGGCUUCGAGGAUCAGAUUCUCAUCCCGGUGCCCGCGCCGGCCGGCGGCGACGACGACUACAUUGAACAAACGCUGGUCACCGUGGCGGCGGCCGGCAAGAGCGGCGGCGGCGGCUCGUCGUCGUCGGGAGGCGGCCGCGUCAAGAAGGGCGGCGGCAAGAAGAGCGGCAAGAAGAGUUACCUCAGCGGCGGGGCCGGCGCGGCGGGCGGCGGCGGCGCCGACCCGGGCAACAAGAAGUGGGAGCAGAAGCAGGUGCAGAUCAAGACCCUGGAGGGCGAGUUCUCGGUCACCAUGUGGUCCUCAGAUGAAAAAAAAGAUAUUGACCAUGAGACAGUGGUUGAAGAACAGAUCAUUGGAGAGAACUCACCUCCUGAUUAUUCAGAAUAUAUGACAGGAAAGAAACUUCCUCCUGGAGGAAUACCUGGCAUUGACCUCUCAGAUCCCAAACAACUGGCAGAAUUUGCUAGAAUGAAGCCAAGAAAAAUUAAAGAAGAUGAUGCUCCAAGAACAAUAGCUUGCCCUCAUAAAGGCUGCACAAAGAUGUUCAGGGAUAACUCGGCCAUGAGAAAACAUCUGCACACCCACGGUCCCAGAGUCCACGUCUGUGCAGAAUGUGGCAAAGCUUUUGUUGAGAGUUCAAAACUAAAACGACACCAACUGGUUCAUACUGGAGAGAAGCCCUUUCAGUGCACGUUCGAAGGCUGUGGGAAACGCUUUUCACUGGACUUCAAUUUGCGCACACAUGUGCGAAUCCAUACCGGAGACAGGCCCUAUGUGUGCCCCUUCGAUGGUUGUAAUAAGAAGUUUGCUCAGUCAACUAACCUGAAAUCUCACAUCUUAACACAUGCUAAGGCCAAAAACAACCAGUGAAAAGAAGAGAGAAGACCCUUCUCGACCAUGGGAAGCAUCUUCCAGAAGUGUGAUUGGGAAUAAAUAUGCCUCUCCUUUGUAUAUUAUUUCUAGGAAGAAUUUUAAAAAUGAAUCCUACACACCUAAGGGACAUGUUUUGAUAAAGUAGUAAAAAUUUAAAAAAAAAAAACUUUACUAAGAUGACAUUGCUAAGAUGCUCUAUCUUGCUCUGUAAUCUCGUUUCAAAAACACAGUGUUUUUGUAAAGUGUGGUCCCAACAGGAGGACAAUUCAUGAACUUCGCAUCAAAAGACAAUUCUUUAUACAACAGUGCUAAAAAUGGGACUUCUUUUCACAUUCUUAUAAAUAUGAAGCUCACCUGUUGCUUACAAUUUUUUUAAUUUUGUAUUUUCCAAGUGUGCAUAUUGUACACUUUUUUGGGGAUAUGCUUAGUAAUGCUAUGUGUGAUUUUUCUGGAGGUUGAUAACUUUGCUUGCAGUAGAUUUUCUUUAAAAGAAUGGGCAGUUACAUGCAUACUUCAAAAGUAUUUUCCUGUAAAAAAAAAAAGUUAUAUAGGUUUUGUUUGCUAUCUUAAUUUUGGUUGUAUUCUUUGAUGUUAACACAUUUUGUAUAAUUGUAUCGUAUAGCUGUAUUGAAUCAUGUAGUAUCAAAUAUUAGAUGUGAUUUAAUAGUGUUAAUCAAUUUAAACCCAUUUUAGUCACUUUUUUUUUUCCAAAAAAAAUACUGCCAGAUGCUGAUGUUCAGUGUAAUUUCUUUGCCUGUUCAGUUACAGAAAGUGGUGCUCAGUUGUAGAAUGUAUUGUACCUUUUAACACCUGAUGUGUACAUCCCAUGUAACAGAAAGGGCAACAAUAAAAUAGCAAUCCUAAAGCAAGAAUAUGGCAGAACAAGAUCUGUAAGCACAGUCUUAUUUUCUUUUGUUGUCCAGAAUACUUAUAAUUCUUGAGCCUCCCAGAAAUUGGAAGCUAAAUAAAGCAACUCAAGUUUCCUUUA
Messenger RNA from Gorilla gorilla gorilla (western lowland gorilla), 2627 nucleotides. It is a transcript of the gene YY1, whose product is annotated as YY1 transcription factor. Gene Ontology annotation, cellular component: PcG protein complex; transcription regulator complex; chromatin. The transcript has 5 exons. Lineage: Eukaryota; Metazoa; Chordata; Mammalia; Primates; Hominidae. Bases 392 to 1636 code for a protein of 414 amino acids. Gene Ontology annotation, biological process: regulation of transcription by RNA polymerase II. The record is from RefSeq and is a predicted model, not a curated record. Gene Ontology annotation, molecular function: DNA-binding transcription factor activity, RNA polymerase II-specific; RNA polymerase II cis-regulatory region sequence-specific DNA binding.